Molecule: messenger RNA, 2314 nt
Organism: Peromyscus leucopus (white-footed mouse)
Lineage: Eukaryota; Metazoa; Chordata; Mammalia; Rodentia; Cricetidae
Gene: Mettl8
Product: methyltransferase like 8
Exons: 11
Coding region: 166-1344 (392 amino acids)
Molecular function (GO): tRNA (cytidine-N3)-methyltransferase activity
Source: RefSeq, a predicted model, not a curated record
GCCCUGGUGGUGGGACGCCCUGCUUUGGCCCCGCGAGGCUCUGGCCACGUGUUCGGAGGGGCGUUGUGUCCAGUGGGACCCUCCAAAGGGUGGUACUUCAAGGCCGGUUACCUCUAAGUGUUUUUGAGGUCUUCCUGAGGCAUCAAGCUUGACCCCUAAAUCAUCAUGGUCCUGUUUAGGAUGAAUAUGAUUUGGAGAAAUUGUGUUUGUCAUCUGAAGCAAGGGAAGGUGCCACACAGAUGCCAGAGUGGGGCCCACCCAGUGGCCCCCCUGGGGUCAAGGAUUUUAACUGAUCCAGCCAAAGUUUUUGAGCACAACAUGUGGGAUCACAUGCAGUGGUCUGAAGAAGAAGAAGCAGCAGCCAGAAAAAAAGUAGAGGAAAACUCAGCCACACGAGUUGCUCCGGAAGAACAAGUUAAGUUUGAAAGUGAUGCUAACAAAUACUGGGACACAUUUUACCAGACUCAUAAGAAUAAGUUUUUCAAGAAUCGUAACUGGCUGUUGAGGGAAUUUCCUGAAAUUCUUCCAGUUGAUCAAAACGCUAAAGAGAAAGUGGAAGAAUCAUCCUGGGAUCAAAUCAGAAGCAACUUCUCAAGAAUGCAGGGAACAGAAACCCAUUGUGGAGAGAGCUGUGUCUCCUCAGCCCCUGGGAACAAAGGAAGACCUAACUUUCCCAACCCAGACUUGGAAGAACACAGUGACGGGCCCGGGAAGACGGGGCGCUUCCCUGGUAGCAAUGCCACUUUCCGAAUCCUGGAGGUUGGCUGUGGUGCUGGAAAUAGUGUCUUUCCAAUCCUGAACACCUUGCAGAACUUUCCAGGAGCCUUUCUUUAUUGCUGUGAUUUCGCCCCUGAAGCCGUGCAGCUUGUAAAGUCACAUGCGUCCUACACCGAGGCCCUCUGCUCUGCCUUUGUUCAUGAUGUGUGCGAUGACGGCCUGGCCUACCCCUUUCCGGACGGGGUCCUGGACGCUAUUCUCCUCGUCUUUGUGCUCUCCUCCAUUCACCCUGGCAGGAUGCAAGCUGUUGUCCACCGACUCUCCAGGUUGCUGAAGCCUGGGGGAAUGCUGUUAUUUCGGGAUCAUGGACGAUACGAUAAUGCUCAGCUUCGUUUUAAAAAAGGGCGUUGUUUAUCUGAAAAUUUUUAUGUCCGAGGAGAUGGUACCAGAGCCUAUUUCUUUACAAAAGGGGAAGUCCACCGUAUGUUCUGCGAGGCUGGAUUACAUGAGAAGCAAAAUCUGGUUGAUCAUCGCUUGCAAGUGAACAGGAAAAAACAGGUGGUGAUGCACCGAGUGUGGGUUCAAGGAAAAUUCCAGAAACCACUGCACUGGACUCAAAGGGGCUGAAAUGAGCAUUUCCACUCCUUUCUGUGACUGAGCUACGUGUCACGGUAAGGUAUGAAACCAGGGUGUGAUGUUGUUCAAAGGCUGCUGUCCAUAGACAGUGAGGAGAGCAUCUGUGGCCCUCUGCUCUGUUGUCUGAGCUCUUGGGACAGUUUAAGUACACGGAGCGACUUGAAAGAAUGUCCCAACCUCUGUUUUCAGAACUUGAAAUGUAUGUUUGUUUGGUUUGGUUUUGUCUAACCAUGUUCCCUUGAAUUUUAUGACUUUGAAUUAAAUUACUGAUAUAAGGCAUAUAGUUUUGAGAAAUGCAACCUGUCCGCUUUUUAGAGGUGGAAUAGAUAAUCUUCUUUAUUAUUAGGUGUGGUGAAGCAUUCCCAGACAGUCAAACCGCCCUCCAUUGUCAAUAAGUAGCAGAGGCGCAGUGUGUCUUAUUUUUAGGGGAACUUACAAGCCCAGGAUGAAGGUUUAUUGUUUUUGUUUCAUUCUAUUAUAUUUUCUCCAGCCCCCCUUUUUAUUCCCUCCCCAUGCUAAUGUCUGAAAUACAAUUUUAGUUUCUCUUCCUCUCCAAAAAUGAGGCAGUGUGGCCCUCGUUAACUCACUCUCCGACUGUCCUUAGAUGUGCAGGUCAUUGCUGAGACAGCCCUGCUGUGGGGUUAGUUUUCAUUGCCAUCAUGACACAGUCUGGACUCUCCUGGGAAGAGUCUCCAGAGUGUCAGUUGCCUGUGAGUUCGUCUUAACUGUGUCCAUUGAUGUGGGAAGACCUGCCUACUGUGGACAGUACCAUUCCCUGGGUUUUGGAUCCUGAACCGAGUAAAAGUGAACAAAGUGAGCUGAGCCCUGGCAUACCUGUGUUCUUUCUUCUCUGCUCUUGACUGUGAAUGUGACCAGCUACUUCAUGUUCCUGACUUCCCUGCUGUAACCCGGUGGACUGUAAUCUGGAUUUGUGAGCUAAAAUAAACCCAUUCUCCCCUAA